AAACGAGCCCUUGAAUGCUUCAAAACCUCAAGAAUCCAUGUUGUCCCACUGAAAAACCCUGCUUGGCUUUAGAAUCACGAGCACCUAACCCUAGUCAUGAUCGCCAAACUUGAUAGAAUCGGGGAAAGCUUCACCGACUGAUCGGAAAAGCUACAUACAUUUUCCUGUUAAUCUAGCAUUGGGCAUAUUUGGUAGUGAAGAGGUUUUGAAAGAAGCUGUAUGUAUUGAUACCAAUGGACACAUAUUGUAACAAUAACGGUGUCAUGGAAUCAAAAUUAACACCAGAUCUAAGUGAAGAAUUCCUAGAGGAUUUCUGUAAAAAAGCAUCAAGAUCCUUUUUCAAACAGCAUGGUCUUAUAAGCCACCAGAUCAACUCUUACAAUGAAUUCCUCAAAACUGGAAUUCAAAACGUCUUUGAUUCAUUAGGUGAGUUCAAUGUUGAGCCUGGAUACGACCCAUCUGGAAAUGAAACCAUAAGGAGAUGUGCUUCAGUCAAAGUUGGAAAAGUCAACCUAGAUAGACCAAUGUUUUGGGCAGGUGAUAGCUUCUCAACAGAAACUGGUAAAGGAUACUUAAUCCUCUUACCCAAACAUGCCCGCCUUCAAAACAUUACUUAUUCAUCCAGGAUGAGUGUUCAUAUUCAAUUUCAGGUAUAUACUGAAGAGCUGGUUAAAAUCGACACUUUAGAAGCUGGAAAAGAGCUUAUUGAAAAGAAGGUUUCAUUAGAUGAUAGUAGAGAAAUCACAAUUGGCAGAUUGCCUGUUAUGGUCAAAUCUGACUUGUGCUGGAUGAAUGAAAUGGAGAAAGGAGACUGUGAGUUUGACUAUGGAGGAUAUUUCUUAAUCAAAGGAGCUGAAAAGACUUUUAUUGCACAAGAGAAAACUUGUCUGAAGAGACUUUGGUUGGUCAACAGUCCAAUCUGGACAGUCAAAUACCGGUCAGUUUCUGGAAGGGAAAGGGUUUAUGUAAAGCUUGUGGACACUCAUAUUAGAGGGGGCGGAAAGGUCAUUACUGUGUAUUUGUUUAACUCAGUAGAGAUUCCUGUAUGGAUGCUAUUCUUUGCUCUUGGUGUCACCUCAGACAAAGAAGUCAUUGAUUUAAUUGAUGCUGAUGCUAAUGACAACACUAUCAUGAACACACUUCUUGCAUCAAUCUAUGAUGCUGAUCAAAAGUCAAAGGACUUUAGGAAAGAGGGGAAAGCUUUAAGUAAUCUUUCAUAUGCACUCAAGCAAAAAUGGACCUAUGCACCUAAAGGAACAUUCAAAAACUGCAUAGAAGAGUUAUUAUUUCCAAAUCUUCAUGGGUUCAACCGAAAAGCUAGGUUUCUUGGGUACAUGGUGAAAUGUCUUCUAGAAGCUUAUACGGGUCGUAGGAAAGUUGAUGAUAGAGAUAGUUUUAGAAGCAAAAGGGUAGAAUUAGCAGGAGAGUUACUUGAGAGAGAACUUAGAGUUCAUUUAAAACAUGCUGCUAGAAGAAUGGUGAAGGCUUUGCAAAGAGACCUUUGGGGAGAUCGGCCUUUACACCCAAUUGAGCAUUAUUUGGAUGCUUCGGUUGUUACUAAUGGGCUUUCAAGGGCAUUUUCGACCGGUGCGUGGGUCCAUCCUUAUAAACGGAUGGAAAGAAUUUCGGGUGUGGUGGCCCACCUUAGAAGGGCAAAUCCUCUACAGAUGAUGGCUGAUAUGAGGAGGACACGUCAGCAGGUUCAGUAUACAGGGAGAGUUGGAGAUGCUAGAUAUCCGCAUCCAUCACAUUGGGGGAAAAUCUGUUUUAUGACAACCCCAGAUGGAGAGAACUGUGGGUUGGUGAAGAAUUUGUCUAGUGCUGGUAUUGUGAGCACAAAUGUCCAAGAAAAUCUGGUUGGUAUAUUAAUGGAGUCUGGAAUGAAAGAAUUGGUUGAUGACACGUCACCAUUAUUUGGUGGAAAACACAAAGUUUUUGUCAAUGGAGAUUGGGUUGGAAUUUGUGAUGAUUCUGCUUCACUUGUUGAUGAUUUCAGAAGCAAAAGGCGCAGAAAGGAAGUUCCUUAUCAGGUGGAGAUAAAACGAGAUGAGAAGAAUAAAGAAGUGCGUAUAUUCUCGGAUGCAGGAAGGCUCAUGCGACCUCUUUUAUGUGUUGAGAAUUUAAAAAACAUUAAAUCUUUGAAAACCGGAGAUUAUUCAUUCCAAAGUCUUGUAAACAACGGAAUCAUCGAGCUCAUUGGAACCGAAGAGGAAGAAGAUUGCUACACAGCAUGGGGAGUUAAACACCUUUUUCAAAAAACUUCACCUCUUUACACACAUUGUGAACUCGACAUGUCAUUUCUCUUAAGUUUAAGCUGUGGAAUAAUCCCAUUUGCAAAUCACGACCACGCUAAACGUGUCCUUUUUCAAUCUCAAAAACAUUCCCAACAAGCAAUCGGAUAUUCAACCACAAAUCCAAACAUUCGAGUCGAUACCCUUUCACAUCAACUAUUUUACCCUCAAAAGCCGCUUUUUCGCACGAUUCUUUCCGAUUCUCUUGCAACACAGAAACACGGGAAUAAUAUUAAUGGCAAUGAAUAUUACAAUGGACAAUGUGCGAUUGUUGCUGUGAAUAUCCACUUGGGAUAUAACCAAGAGGACUCAUUGGUGAUGAAUCGUGCUUCUUUAGAACGCGGGAUGUUUAGAUCAGAACAUGUUAGGAGUUACAAAGCUGAUGUGUCUAAUAAGGAAUCGUGUGGGAGUGGGAAGAAGGGAAGGUUUGAUGAUGAUAUAAUAUUUGGGAAAAUUCAAAGUAAAAUUGGACGUGUUGAGAAUCUUGAUGAAGAUGGGUUUCCGUUUGUUGGUGCUAGAUUGAACAGUGGUGAUAUUGUUAUAGGAAAGUAUGCAGAAUCAGGAGGUGAUCAUAGUAUUAAAUUGAAGCAUGGUGAAAGAGGAUCAGUGCAGAAAGUUGUUUUGUCUGCUAAUGAUGAUGGGAAAAACUUUGCUACUGUAUCCUUGAGACAGGUACGCACUCCAAGUCUUGGUGACAAAUUCUCAAGUAUGCAUGGGCAAAAGGGCGUUUUGGGGUUUUUGGAGUCGCAAGAAAACUUUCCUUUUACAAUAGAAGGAAUAGUCCCAGAUAUUGUAAUAAACCCACACGCCUUUCCUUCUCGACAAACGCCAGGUCAGCUUCUGGAGGCUGCGUUAGGCAAAGGGAUCGCCAUGGGUGGCCCACUAAAAUACGCGACCCCUUUCUCCACUCUCUCAGUUGACGCCAUAACUAAUCAGCUUCACAGGUGUGGAUUUUCAAGAUGGGGAAACGAGAGAGUUUACAACGGGCGAACAGGGGAAAUGGUGGAGUCGUUAGUGUUCAUGGGUCCCACGUUUUACCAAAAGCUGGUCCACAUGUCGGAAGACAAGGUGAAGUUCCGGAACGUGGGGCCGGUCCACCCGCUGACACGUCAGCCGGUGGCGGACAGGAAGCGGUUCGGUGGGGUGAAGUUUGGGGAGAUGGAAAGGGACUGCAUCAUAGCGCAUGGAGCAACUGCUAAUUUGUAUGAGAGGCUUUACACGCUGUGUGAUGCUUCACAUAUGCAUAUUUGUAGGAAAUGUAAUAAUAUGGCGAGUGUGAUUCAGAGGUCGGUCCCACGUGGGCCCAAGAUCCGUGGGCCGUAUUGUCGGGUUUGUGAGUCGGUUGAGGAUGUUGUGAAGGUGAAUGUGCCGUAUGGGGCCAAGUUGCUUUGGCAGGAGCUUUUUAGUAUGGGAAUUGGUAUUGAGUUUGAAUCUGAGCCUUGCUGAAAGAAAGAUAUUUUGUAUUGUAUGAAUUAGGGCAUGUAUGUAUGUAAGUGAAAUAUGGUAACUACUCAUUUUGGUGACCUAAUGUAAUGCUA
This is a messenger RNA of Lactuca virosa, 3829 nucleotides long. The record is from the annotation of a GenBank genome assembly. NCBI's taxonomy places the organism in Eukaryota, Viridiplantae, Streptophyta, Magnoliopsida, Asterales, Asteraceae.